AUGACGACCGAGUGCACCUCUUCUACCGGCUUAGUGCUGCAUCAUCUCGAGCUCUCUCGUUCGAACCGAAUUCUAUUUCUGCUUGAAGAACUGCAGGUACCUUAUACGCUAAAAACCUACCGCCGAGAUGCAGUGACUCGUCUCGCUGGUCCAGAUCUGAAAUCUAUCCAUCCACUCGGACGCUCGCCCGUCCUAACCGACGGUGCGCUUACUAUCAUCGAAACAAAUAACAUCAUCUCCCAUCUGCUCACCCACUACUAUAACCCUGAACGUGUUUCACUCGGUCCUAAGUUGGGAGAAAAGACGCAGGAGAGUAUCGAUGUCGGUGGAUGGAUAGAGUUUGCAGAAGCGAGUGUAAUGUUGCAUGGAAUCGCGUUGUUUUAUGCGAUCCAAGGUGGGGCUGGGAGCCAAGAUGGUACUGCACCCGUUGAGAAAGUUGGUGCCAGGGGGUUGAAAGCUGAUUUGGAGUAUCUUGAAGCCAGGUUGAAGCAGAAUCGCGGUGUUUUGGUGAAAGGGUUUGAGUUUACCAGUGCGGAUUGUGCUAUGGUUUACAGCAUCGAUAUAGUCGGAAGGAUUCUUGGGACUAGGAGUGAGGAGUGGAGGAAGAAUUUAGGAUUGGAGAUAGGCCAAGAGACGAAAAAGUGGAUGGAGAGGUGUAUGCAACGAGCUGGCUUUCGUGCCGCUGUGCGAAAGGAAGGUGUCAAAGAGGGAGAAGAAGGGGAUUGGUUGGGAAAGUUUUUCAACCCCAACCCGCCAGCAGGAGUGGGUGAAAGGAGGAGAAGAAGCCGGUUCAGGCCGUGUAUAGACCUGCACGAAGGAGUAGUGAAGCAGAUCGUCGGCGCAACAUUGACGGAUUCGGAUUCUACACUGAAAACCAACUUUGUCGCCACCCAUCCGCCUGCGUAUUUCGCCCAACUUUAUCGCAAAUACAACCUUACCGGUGGCCACGUAAUCAAGCUCGGGCCGAGGAACGAUGAAGCUGCCACUUGCGCAGUUCAGGCUUGGCUGCAGGGUUUGCAUGUUGGCGGAGGCAUUACGGGGGAUAAUGCUCAAGAAUGGUUAGAGAAAGGGGCAGAGAAAGUGAUUGUCACAAGUUGGCUCUUCCCUGGAUGCCGAUUCUGCGUGGAUCGACUGAAAGAACUCAGCUCAAAAGUGGGGAAAGAGAAUGUGGUUGUAGACGUCUCCUGUAGGAAGCGAGGUGAUAAGUGGCUAGUGGCUAUGAACAGGUGGCAAGAUAUGACGGAUAUGGAAGUAAACCAAACCUCUCUCGACCUUUUAUCGCAAUACUGUGGAGAGUUUCUGAUCCAUGCUGCCGAUGUAGAGGGCUUGUGUCAAGGGAUAGACCAAGAGUUGGUGAAAAGGUUGGGCGAGUGGGUCAAGCUUCCGACUACUUAUGCGGGUGGAGCGAGAGAUAGAGGCGAUUUGGAGUUGGUGGAUCGCUUGAGUAAGGGCAAGGUAGAUCUCACUUUUGGGUCUGCCUUGGAUAUCUUUGGCGGCAAGGGGGUGACGCUGGAGGAGUUGGUAAGGUGGAAUGCCGAGGCGGACAAGAAGUGA
Molecule: messenger RNA, 1554 nt
Organism: Ustilago hordei
Lineage: Eukaryota; Fungi; Basidiomycota; Ustilaginomycetes; Ustilaginales; Ustilaginaceae
Product: putative bifunctional protein (related to glutathione S-transferase/ putative histidinol dehydrogenase)
Exons: 1
Coding region: 1-1554 (517 amino acids)
Biological process (GO): L-tryptophan biosynthetic process; L-histidine biosynthetic process
Cellular component (GO): cytoplasm
Molecular function (GO): 1-(5-phosphoribosyl)-5-[(5-phosphoribosylamino)methylideneamino]imidazole-4-carboxamide isomerase activity
Source: RefSeq, a predicted model, not a curated record